Cynara cardunculus var. scolymus (artichoke) is the source of this 548-nucleotide messenger RNA. RefSeq names its product mitochondrial import receptor subunit TOM20-like. Gene Ontology annotation, biological process: protein insertion into mitochondrial outer membrane. The coding region runs from base 150 to 527 and encodes 125 amino acids. Lineage: Eukaryota; Viridiplantae; Streptophyta; Magnoliopsida; Asterales; Asteraceae. The transcript is spliced from 4 exons. Gene Ontology annotation, molecular function: protein binding. The record is from RefSeq and is a predicted model, not a curated record. Gene Ontology annotation, cellular component: mitochondrial outer membrane translocase complex.
UAAGUCAAUGACACACCCUUGAAUUACAAACGCCAACCCCCUUCCCCUCUUCCAUAGUUCCACUCCUUUACUGCUUGUCAUAAACCCUAGCGGGUAUUCUACGGUUUUGGCAUCAGAAAGCAAUUCUACCAGGUUUAGUUCAAGUAACAAUGGACGCUGCUCAAAUCGAUUUAGAGAGGCUCAUGAUCUUCGAACAUGCUCGCAUGAACGCCGAAGCAGAAUACGCCAAGAAUCCCACUGAUGCAGAUAAUUUAACAAGAUGGGGUGGAGCUUUGCUGGAAUUMUCCCAAUUUGGAGAUAUCAAGGAAUCAAAGAAGAUGCUUCAAGAUGYUGUGUCAAAAUUGGACGAGGCAUUGGCUAUCAAUCCUGCAAAACAUGAGGCUCUGUGGUGCUUAGGGAAUGCCCACACUGCUAACGCUUUUCUAACCCCGGACCAUGAUGAGGCUAAGAUUCAGUUUGAGCAAGCAUUUCAAUGUUUCGAAAAGGCUGUAGAAGAGUGUCCUGGGAAUGAACAUUAUCUCCAAUAAUCUUUGGCAUCAUGUGCUAAG